UACUUAAACAUCUUGUGAAAUUCGCGCAAUCCCGGCAAACAGACAUAUCCGUAAAGAUGAGCACCUGGAAUCCGGAGAACGAUGUGGACCUGCUGUCCUGCUCCGAGGACGAGGAGGAUGUGGCCAUGAAGCGGGACUACCAUGGACGCGAAGCCCUGCUCUUUGUGGUGGAUGCCAAUCUUCAGACCGCCGGAAAGGAGAGACUAAUGGAUGCGCUGAAUAUCAUUCGAACUGCUUUUACAUCCGGUUUACUGGUCAGCGAUAAGGAUCUAAUAGGACUCAUCUUCGCCAAUACCAAACACAGUCCAUUGCCCCUGGAAGCGUCGGCCAUAGACAACAUCGUUGUCCCAGACAACUGUGCUGUGUUUCUGCCUCUUCGACAGCUCAACAAGGCGAUUGUGGAGCACUAUCUUGAGUUCAUGGGCGGUGUGGAGUUACAGUUUGAGAAUGAGUACGGAUUGGCCGAGCCAGAUGGCUGCGGAAGAUUCGAUCUGAUGAUCCGUCUUUGCAUAGAUCUGCUGGAGAAGUGUGGAAAGAAACUGAACAACGCCAAGAUCGCCUACAUAACCGAUGUGAGCUCGCCGCACCCACCCUCUAGCAAUGUUUUUCAGGCGGCCCUUCAGAAAGCUACAGAUUUGGAGGGAAAAGAGUUUGAAUUUCAUGUCAUUCCUAUGGUAGAUGACUUCGACUACGAACCGUUUUAUAAGGAGUUCAUUACGCUCUCAAGGGCUAUCGACAUUGACUCCUUCCAGGUGCCCGAUCCUCAGGUCCUUCGCGAGAUUUUGGCCGACCGCAAAUUGAAGCAGGACUUUCUGCGACGGUGCCUGGGCCACUUCAGCUUUUACCUUGGCCCAAACCUUUGCAUGUCGAUACAAUACUACAACUACUUCCAGAAGCACAACUACCCACGCAAGGUGCAGAUUCUCCGUCGCGACAACAACGUAGUGAGCAGCAAGCGAGUUAUCAUGGUGCAGCAAAAAGACGAGGAGUCGCAGGAGAUACAGCACGAGUAUCAAAUAAAGACCACUGGGGGAUGGUACCAAUGCAAAGUCGGAGACCAGACCUUGCGCAUCGGUAUAGAUAAGAUAAAUAGUGUGCGCAAUCUGCAUAAGCCACGGAUGAUGCUUCUGGGCUUCAAACAUCGCUCUUCGUUACCCGAAUUCAGCUACAGCAAGCCCCCAAAUUUUAUGUACCCCGAUGAUCUGAGUAUAAUUGGCUCAAAGCGUUUAUUCCGGGCCUUGUGGGAGCGUUGUCUGGCGCGAGAAAAAAUUGCCAUCUGCCUGUUCAUGAGCAAGCGUAAUUCCACUCCCCGCUAUGUUGCAUUGGUACCAGUGGAGGCUCCAGAGAGAGGUCAGGACCAGAGCUACCGCUCUCUGCUCUGUGGCGAUGGGUUCAAGAUCGUCUACCUUCCCGAAGCUAAGCAUAUUCGGCACAUUGAUAUGUGCGACUGGAACUCUGCCGGAAAUUCGGCCAGUGAUGAAGGUGUUGAGUUCUUUCAGAAGAUUAUCAAAAAGCUUCGAUUUGACUAUCAGCCGAAUCUUAUUAAUGACCCGAAUCUAGAAGCCCUGCAGGCGAACCUGCUGGCCUUGUCGCUGGAUUUUACAUCGGAAAACCCCGGAAUUGAUAAUCUGCUGGACAAAACCCAGCAAGACAAACGCAUCGAGAAAUUCUUGCCUAGCUACGAAGAGAUCUUCGGACCGGAGGUGGAACCAGCCAAGAAGCGCCCGGCCAAACCCGUCAAGGACGGGGCCACCGCCUCAAAAGUGGCUAAAAUCGACAUGGAACAGAUCAAAAGCUACGAUUUUGUGGAAGAUCUUAUACAGAAGAAGCUAAUAGCAAACUGCACUGGCCCCCAGUUGCAUCUCAUUUUGGACCAACACUUUGGGCUGAAGCUUCCUAAGUCAGCUACAAAAGCGAAAAUGCUCGCUAAGAUUGAGGAGUUGAGCGCAUAAAAAAUACUUAGAAUACAUAAUACAAAACUUAGAAUUCUACCGUAAAAAGUGAUAUGAUGUUUAUAACUGUUUAAGAUUAAGAUUAUGAUUAUUAAAUGUAUUGUUUUAUUGU
This is a messenger RNA of Drosophila bipectinata, 2064 nucleotides long. RefSeq names its product Inverted repeat-binding protein (gene Irbp). NCBI's taxonomy places the organism in Eukaryota, Metazoa, Arthropoda, Insecta, Diptera, Drosophilidae. Gene Ontology annotation, cellular component: Ku70:Ku80 complex; nucleus. Gene Ontology annotation, molecular function: damaged DNA binding; DNA helicase activity; telomeric repeat DNA binding. The record is from RefSeq and is a predicted model, not a curated record. Gene Ontology annotation, biological process: telomere maintenance; double-strand break repair via nonhomologous end joining.